AUGGCGCCCCAAAACAAGAAAUCAAGCCGCUCCAACGGCAAAAUCAAGGAACCUCAAGACACUGAUUGUUUGCUUGGCAGAGGCGGUGAAGCCAAUCGUCAUGCUGGAAACCGAAUGUACCUCAAGGUUCUUGAGUCAAACAGUGCCAAAUAUGCCCAAUGUCAGCAACGCAAAGAGAAAACCCAGCUGUCUUGGCAGAUUCUAUACGAUCUUCGUCGCCGGGGGGUCCGGUUCCUCAAGAAGCACAAACCGUCUGGCCGAUACUAUGAGGCGGAUGAUGACGAAGUUCGAAAGAAGAUCAGCCAGCGUCUCCGUGAGCUUGCGCUGUUGAUCAAGAUAUCAACCGAGGACGCGGAGGAUGUAAACGAGCAAGAGAAGACCAUUGGCAACGAGACAGGCCGCAAUCUCGAGGAGGACUUGGAACCGUUGGAUCCUCGGGCUCACUCCAGUGAUCUGGAAACGCUCUUGGCGGCUGUCGAAUAUCUACUCGGACCAUUCACCGUGCCUCCUCUCCAAGCUGUCAUCUCUCCUACGAAUACCGUUUUGGAGGGACACCUGCCCCAAGAACUUUCACUUAUUCCUGCUUCUCCUUCGAAUCUUUUGCCGUCAUCCUUUGCAACUCAAUCUUUCGAUGCCAUGUUUGAUGCCAUGAUUGAACAGGAAGCACAUUUCUUUUGCGAAGACUCUGCGUUUGAGCCGUUGGACGCCAAGGACGUGGAUUACCCCAUGGAAGUGAUCGACUUGUGUUUCAGUACAUAACAUUCCAUCAACCUCGCAACGGUGAAGGCUUUCGCGACAAGAAACUGUGCGAAGAGCUGAAAUCCAUUCGGUGGAUGGGCAGUGUCUCCAUGUCCCAGUGGCCUGCAUACCUACCGGCAGCAGACUGAUUUCGCCCGCUCUUGCUUCGAGACAACAUGCUGGGGAUAGGAUGCAGUCUGCGGUCGUUGUACAUUACACAUACUCUCUCCCUAAUCUUUCUAGGCCACUUAGCUAGAACUUUCAAACCAGUAAUUGAAGAACACUAAUAAUAAUUUCUACAUACUUGCAGAUGUUGGCAUGGAUUUCAGGUGUACAGUACUACGGUAGC
Molecule: messenger RNA, 1087 nt
Organism: Seminavis robusta
Lineage: Eukaryota; Bacillariophyta; Bacillariophyceae; Naviculales; Naviculaceae
Source: the annotation of a GenBank genome assembly